Messenger RNA from Odontomachus brunneus, 1516 nucleotides. It is a transcript of the gene rush, whose product is annotated as pleckstrin homology domain-containing family F member 2. The transcript has 8 exons. The record is from RefSeq and is a predicted model, not a curated record. Gene Ontology annotation, cellular component: early endosome. Gene Ontology annotation, molecular function: metal ion binding; phosphatidylinositol binding. Lineage: Eukaryota; Metazoa; Arthropoda; Insecta; Hymenoptera; Formicidae. The coding region runs from base 248 to 1000 and encodes 250 amino acids.
GCUGCGCUUAUUAGCAUUUAAUUAAUAUCGUGUAUUUUACAAAAAGACGAGACCACCGAGUUCGUCGCGCGUCGAGGAAGUGUCCGCGUGCUGCGAUCGCCAUGAGGAACUUGCAUUCCGGUUAUUUUGUCACGCACUCCGUAUGAUUGGCGCGCACACACGGGGAUAACGGUCCAGCAAAGUGGGCUGUGUUUUUGACAGCUAAAGUGCGAACGUGAACAGCGAAGCCAAUGCCAGGCGUAUCGCGAUGGUCGAAAACUGCUUCGGCAGUUCUGGCCAGCCACUCGCGGUACCUGGCAGGGUUUUGGUGGGAGAAGGUGUCCUGACAAAAAUGUGCAGGAAGAAGCCAAAGCCGAGACAGUUCUUCCUGUUUAAUGACAUAUUGGUUUAUGGGAAUAUCGUAAUAAAUAAGAAAAAGUACAACAAGCAGCAUAUAAUACCACUAGAAGAGGUAAAAUUAGAGUCUCUAGCUGAUGAAGGUCAAUAUCGUAAUGGAUGGCUCAUUAAGACAGUAACAAAGUCGUUUGCUGUUUAUGCUGCUACCGCAACAGAGAAGCAAGAAUGGAUGGCACAUAUUACAAAAUGCAUUGAGGAUUUAUUAAGAAAGAGUGGCAAGAAACCUGUUGAAAUUCAUGCAGCAGUUUGGGUACCCGAUAAUGAAGCUACGAUUUGUAUGCACUGUAAUAAAACACAAUUUACGGUAUUAAACAGACGGCAUCACUGUAGGCAAUGCGGUGCAGUAGUCUGUGGGCCUUGCAGUAAUAAAAAGUUAUUGCUACCUGGGCAAGGAAAUGGGAAAGCUGUUAGGGUCUGUCUACAAUGCUACGAUGCUGCUAGUAAAGUCAAAGCUUCACCUCCAAUUGCUGUGGAUGGUCUAAAUAAAGAUCCUCAACGUAAUUCUGCUGAUAGCUCGGGAGGAGACAGUUCUGGAGACGACGACGAGGGAAAUAAGGAGGAGAAUCAUGAUGAGCCUAAAUUCUAUUCCACGCUCGGCCGAUGAAGAUGUUUAUAAGUUGCACCUAACAAUGAAAGAGAUACAAACAUUUUACAGAAAAAAACUUUUUUGAAAACCCAUAAUAUACAACUAUCGUGAAUAGAAAAGUUUGCAGGAGUAUCCUUAGAAAUAUUAUGAAACAAUGUGUGCAAAGAACUGAGGAAAGAUAUAUAUGUACAAAUAUGAGAUAUGAUUUGUGCUAAAGAUCGCAGCGUGUUCAUCGCUAGAUUUGUAUGUCUUAUUGAUAUUAUAAACUUCUGCAGCUUUAUUAAUGACGGAUACUCUAAUUUGUUAACGGGAACCAAACGAGAAAAUGUCAAGUAUGUACAGGUGAUUAUGAAGUUAUAAGAAGUUCUAAUGUUUCUCCUAAACAUUUCAUUAAUAAAUCGUUAGAGAUAGUUAUCGACAGAAGUUUAUAAUUGCAAACAUUAUUACAUCAAUCGAACUCAAUAGUGAGUGUAAUUAGAUACAUUUUUCACCGAUGUAUGUAUAUUAAAAAUAUAUGCCACAUUGUGCCUUUUA